AUGUUCGUUUCAACAGCUUUCGCACGACAGGUUUGCCGUGUUGCAACAGUUGAUCUGAGGAAAACUGUUUUCCUGGCUGGCCGAUGUUUCUCCAACGUCCAGUCUGACGGUUUGGCAAAGAAGGUCUUUGACGACCCUGACACAUGGAAACAAUAUAGAGACUCCCGUCCGUCGCUUCCGUUUGGAUUCCAUAACUACACGUCGGGUAGUGUGGGAAUGUUCAUGAACCCAUACUUGAAACGUCCGUCUGGGUUGUUGGAGUUUUGCAAAGAAUCUCUUCUCCGAGCUCGGCAACUUACAGUCUCCAUCAUCGCUGACGACUCUGCCGCUGGACUUCGUCAAUAUAUCAAAAAUCUCGACAGACUCAGCGACAUUUUGUGUCGGGUGAUCGAUCUGUGCGAAUUCGUGCGUGUUGCCCACCCCAACAAGGCCUUUGUCAACGCUGCUACCGAAUGUCACAAAGAAAUGUUUAGAUUCAUGAACGAGUUGAAUACGUCUGAGGAGAUGUAUUUAAAGCUCGAGCGCGUUCUCACAGACCCUGAACUCCGCAAAGACCUCACGCUUGAGGAGCUCAGUGUUGGAAAGCUUUUAUAUGCAGAUUUCCAGAAAGCUGGCCUCGGAUUAGCAGGAGAAGGUAAGUCGACCUAUGUCGAACUCAGUCAGCACAUUGCAGAGACAGGCCAGCAGUUUUCUGACGACGUGUACGAGGUCGAGGAAAACGAGGUUCUUAUUCCCAAAUCUCUCGUCAACAAGGGAGACUUGGGCCCAGGCCUUGAGAGUUACCUUCACGUGACUAACAAGGGCGUGCUCGUGCCUCUGUUUGGCCAUGUUCCAAUGGAGAUUCUGCGCACUUGUCCAAACAGGGAGAUCAGACGCCGUAUCUGGACCGCAAUGCACACCGCCAAGCCGGUCCAAGUUAAGAGAUUGAGCCAUUUGAUUAUUUAUCGUCGUUUGUUGGCUGCCCAGUUCCAGUACAACAGUUUUGGCGAGUACCAGCUCAGCGACAAAAUGGCAAAGAGUCCUGAGAAUGUGCGUCGGUUUUUGGAGAAGUUGUCUGUGGAGGUGAAGCCCGAAGUGGAGGCUGAGUUGAGAGUGUUGGGGAAGGCUGUCAAUUUGGAAGAAAAUUUAAUCAAGGAGAUACGGCCUUGGGACAGAGAAUUCCUGUCAGCAUUGUACUUAAGCCGUCAGAAAAGCUCCACCACAGAAGAUAUUAGUGCAUACUUCUCGCUGGGAACUGUUGUUCAAGGACUGUCUGAUUUGUUCAAGAGUAUCUACGGCAUCGAGCUGCGUCCAGCAAAAGUGCAGCCAGGAGAAAUUUGGGAGUCCACGGUGCGGAAAUUUGAGGCCGUCAGCGAGGAAGAAGGGGUCGUUGGAAUCAUUUACAUGGACUUGUUCUACAGAAGCAACAAGACCUUAAACCCUGCCCACUUCACCAUCUGUUGCUCGCGGAAAAUAUACCCUGAGGAGAUGGACGUUAACGACGAGUUCAACCUGAAACUGCAGACUGUGCAGACCACUCAGCAUGGAAAUGACACCUUCCAAUUGCCGGUCAUUUCGCUCGUUUGCAACUUCCAGGCCGAACGUGUUGAAGGAGGCGAGACGAAGUGUCUGUUGUCGCUGUCGCAGGUGGAAACGCUUUUCCACGAGAUGGGCCACGCCAUGCAUUCUAUGCUCGGUCGUACUAACCUUCAGAACGUGAGCGGAACGCGUUGUCCAACCGAUUUCGUCGAGCUUCCCUCCAUUCUGAUGGAGUUCUUUGCUAGAGACGAAAGAGUGCUGUUGUCAUUUGCUCGUCACCACAAAACCGGAGAGCCACUCCCAUUGGCUCUUCUGCGUCACCACCAGGCAGAUCACUCCUUCCUGGACAAGUGCGAGACUUUCAGCCAGAUAAAGAUGGCCUUCUUGGACCAAGAACUGCACGGCAAGAUCGACUUCGACAUCGAUCCUGUUGCGUGCUACCAACAAGUGGAGCACCACUUCGAGGUUUUCGAGGACGACGUUUCGUCGUGGGUGGCUAAGUUCGGCCACCUGUACUCGUACGGGGCGAUGUACUACUCCUAUUUAUUCGACCGGGUGAUAGCCACGCGCAUUUGGGAGCAUCUCUUCUCCAAAGACCCGUACUCCAGAGUGAACGGCGACAAGUUCAAGAACCUGGUUUUAAGUUGGGGAGGCUCGCGUGAUCCGUGGGAGCUCGUUGCCGACGUGCUGGAACAGCCAGAGCUGCGCAAGGGCGACGUUGCCGCCAUGGAGCAGCUGAGCCGUGUUGCGUCGAUCGACGCGACGUCGUCCUCGUCCUGA
Molecule: messenger RNA, 2298 nt
Organism: Ogataea philodendri
Lineage: Eukaryota; Fungi; Ascomycota; Pichiomycetes; Pichiales; Pichiaceae
Exons: 1
Coding region: 1-2298 (765 amino acids)
Biological process (GO): peptide metabolic process
Cellular component (GO): mitochondrion
Molecular function (GO): metalloendopeptidase activity
Source: RefSeq, a predicted model, not a curated record